AGUCGGAAUUAAUUUAAAAUAUAUAUUACACUUAGCAAAGUGAAAUCUUAUACUUACAGUUAAAUCAAAGCGUUAUUGAUGUUACAGAGCUGCCCGUCAACGUCCGUUUUUGAACGUUUUCGUCACUACCGCAUUGCAUUGUGGGAUAUUUAUGCCGCCGUAGUGUCCAGCGUUGCAUACUGUAAUAUUUCACCUAUCAUUGGUUUCAUACUAAGAUUUCAGACAUACUUAAAAAUCUCACAUACUGUUUUAACGUACUAAAUAAUAGCAUGUUAGUACGGAAUUUCGGAUGCAACCUUUGUGUUUAGUAUCAAUUAGCAAAUGUUAAGACGCUAACACGCUAAAAUUAAGAUGGUAAACAUCAUUAUACCUGCUAAACAUCAGCAUUGUCUCUGUGAGCAUGUAGAGUCUUAUUCUUGUUCAGGGUUAGCUGGCUCAGACCAUUUCGUUACGCUAUUUAUUAUGAGGAUGUUACAUUGUGUGUGUCACUAAACUGAGUUGUUAAGUAGAUGAAAAAUAUAUGACAUGCAUUUGGCUCAAGCCUCCAGUGUGUGUGAAGUAUCAUGUGCGGUGCGUGUGUGCAGAUGUAUUGCAUUUGCAGCAUGUGGGUGUGUACGCGGCAUGCUUUCAAUCCCCCAAUUAAUGUGCGUGUGUGUGUGUAGCUGUCAAUCUCUAGUCUCUCAAGAUGAUUCAGUGAUAACAUUCAAUCUCCAUUAUGAGACCUACCUGCCUGAGUGUGUGUGUGCCCAUAGUCAUUAAAUGAGCCUGUUGGCUGCGCUCUGCUCAGGUGAUCUCCUUUAUUAGUCUUGUGUCGCUGAGUGCGUCUGCUGAAAGCGUGUUGUCAGUGAUUGGCAUAUAGAUGAAGAGACUCUCCCCUUCAUCUCUCACUCUCUCACUCACACUCUAUUGUCCCUCCAUAUCACUCUCUGUCAUCCCUCCAUCUGCCGUUUCUCACUAUAACCAUCUUUCUCAUUUUUUUCUUCUCUAGUCCUGUCGUUCCUCCUCUUUACUUUUAAUUUCUUCUUUCACAUCCUUUUUUUAUCAAUUCCUCUCAUUGAGUCCCGUUCUGUCUUUCUCCCUCUUUUCAUUCCCACUCUUUCUUCUGCUCCGCAUCUUUUCAGCAUUUAUGUAAUCUGCAGUUCAUUCAUCAUCAGCCUCACUCUUUGCCUCUGUCUCCCUCUCCCUCCUUACCUUCCCCAACCUCCUCCAUCUCUGUCAUCCGCGCUCUAUUCAUUACCAGUUCAACUCAGUCAACAGACCACAUCAGUCAGACAGCAGAUACAUAUCACACAUAUCGAAUAGAUCUCUUUGUGUGUCUCUCUACCCGUUUGGUGACCAACAACCUUCUCUGUGUGUGUGUGUCUGACGAGACAGGAAGGAACUUUUGAACUUUCCUCUGUGCCCACUCGCUGUCUUUAUCCCCUUAUCUCAGUCUGCAGUUAGCUGAUACCAACAGCUGCUGUUGUUGUUAUUGCUGUGCAGCCCUGCAGACAGUUUAGAGUUUUGUCAUGGUUCUCUGCUCCUGGCGAUACGUGAUACAGAUUUCUGCUCAGACCUUAUCUUAGGUCAAGACUAUCCAACCCCAGCUGGCGGGAAGAAAAGUUGGAGGUGGACCUGUUAAUUGUAAUUGACAUAAGUGAUGUCAAUUUUUAGUGUUUGCUGUUAUCAGAAAAUGUUUGUUUUUCUUUCUUCUGUCUGUUUGCUCUGUGGUGUCUGGCUUUUAACCCUGACACUAGCCCGCAUGUAUAAUAUAUUGGUUGGGGAGCAGGCCGGGGCGGGGUUGACCCUUUGUGAUAUAUUUAGAGCGACCUGCGAUGAAUGUUUUAUCCAUGCUGCGUAGGGCAGCCAUUAAACAUUCAUAUCUGCCACUGAGAUGACCUCCUGGAAUAUCAGCCCGUCAUCAAUGAAUUAACAUCAGAUCAUCAUCAAUGAGCUAACAUCAGACCGUUCUCAAUGAAUUAACAUCAGCCGUUUAUGUAAUCCCAUCAUCACAACACCUCACACACGCCUAUGUUACACCUUGCUCUUCUACUGACGGGGCGGAUGUAUGUGUGUGUGUGUGUGUGUUUUGUAGCCACGAUAAUGACGAGACAAAUAAUUAAACAGUUUAAUAUUUUUUUUGAUGAUCCUUUAUAAGUUUAAUUCCAAUGGACCUUAUAGGUAUUAAAUCACAUUAAUGAUGCUAUUUAGAGAGAUGCCUAAUGGCCACUUUAGGAUCAUGAAACAGACUGAGCAUUUAGAGGAUUAUGGCAAUGUCAAGAUGAAGAAAAUUACAAGAAAUGGCGCUUUCUUUUCUUUUUUGAGCUCUAAAUCAGGCUCUAAUAAAUGAAUCUGAGGGGUAGUUCCUGAUUUAGGUAAGUGGAAAGUUGCUGUAAAUUAAUGAAUUCAGCUAGCUGGAGUGCAACACCGACUAGAACAAUAGGUACUGCCAUAAUUAUUCAUUUUACUGCUGUAUUUGUAUAACCCAUGUAAGUCUUAAGUUGUAUCUUCCUGCAUCAAACAUUCUGGUAUGUACUGUUGGUGUGCGUGCAUACCCUGUUGAAUGCUUGUGUGGACAUUUUAGCAUGCAUCACUCUCAGCCUUGGUCCAUGCUGCUACCGCUGGUGUGUGUGUUUUGGCUCUGCGUGGCUUCGCCUCUCAGACACAGUUUAGCAACAGCUCAGCCAGCCUGCAUUAUUCAUACAGGAGCGAGCCUGCAGAUAGGGUUACCCCGAGGCAGUAUAGCUAGUGCAUUAAGGUGCCCAUUGCAACUAUAUCAUACGGAUACACUCUGAUGCAUAUGCAUACACAGUCAUACAAUACAUAUGAUCAUAUGUGCAUGCACAAGAGCUGAGGAUAUGAUUAGGCCUCAAGUUGAGGCGAACAGGGGAUGGAUGAAGCCGCAGUAACCAGAGAGAGAUGCAGAGGGUUGCAGGAGGUCAGAAAGGCAAGCUGACGUGGAUGUGGGAGGAUACGACACACAUACACAUUCACUCUCAGACAAAGAGGAGGACACCCCUGAAGGCCAAGACGCACGCACAUCGGCUCUCCUUGCUGGGUGGACGUCCUGCCAAAGUUGGUGCGGUGGCCAAGAUGAGGAUUCACCGCCGGACUCACAGGACGCGCUAACAAUGGGAGACACACAAAGGACUACACAGACUCUGUCACUGGGAUAGCAGGGUCUUUUAUUCAUCGUGUGACCCUGGGAAGUUACUUACAAGCCUAUAAAGAGGAACAAUUAUUUUUGCUAUCCUGGAUGGACUUCAGUGGAAAAACUCAGUGAGCCAGAGGCAACAAGUGGGUAAAACUGAGAGAGACUGUGACCAGUUAGAUUAUUUUUUCUCAUAUGUAACUUUUUAAAUUCAAGAAGCAUCUGCCCUUUUUUUAAAAAUGUAACACUCCAAGAAGGUCGUUGUCAGCAAAGCCUCAACAGCUUUGCUGCUGAGGCUUGAAGACGUACUGUAACGCGAGCGAGCACUGAUGGCUGAGAUUCUGACUCCAUUACUAGAUCGUGUUUUGAAGUACUGUGGUUUGAGUUUGUCUCUGUGUGCAUUAUAGAAGAACUGACUUGGGACAGAGUGUGCUGGGGUUUCUGGGGUGUCACAAGGACGGAUCAGAUGGAGAAAAAAAGGAGAGAAGACAUGAAAAGUAUUCGGGAUGAGAGGAUGUUGCUACUAUUUGGACUCUUCUUCUCAGGAGUACAUAUCAACAUUGACACUGACCCUUUUUUUAGCACAUUUUGGGAACUUGUUCUUCCUCUUCUUGUUUAGAAUGAUUUGAGUAAGGAGACAUCAUGCCACCUAAAAAAGGUGACUCGAAAUCAGCUGCCAAGAAAGGCAAGUCGGAGGAGCCAAAGAAGGGAGGAAAGGAUGAUAAAAAGGGAGGGAAAGAUGACAAGAAAGGGGGAAAGAAAGCAGAGGAGCCACCAGCUAAAGGGAAAGGGAAGGAUGAUGGAAAGAAGGGAAAGGGAAAGAAACCUGUCAGCGAGUCAGAGGAGGGGUCAGAGGAAGAAGAAGAGGAGAUGAAGACUGAGGAAGAAGAGGAUGAAGACAGCGAGGAAGAGGUGGUUACUAAGAAGGCGAAAGGGAAAGCAGCUCUGAAAGGUGCGUCCAAGGCCAUGGCUGUGAAGGGUUUUAAGCCUCCUAAACACCCACCUCCGUCUGAUGAUGAGGAAGAGGAGGAACCGACGGGUAAGGCACAGAUGAAGAAAGGAAUGGGUGCAGUAAACCUGAAAAAGAUGAGUGGUGUCAACAUCAAAGGAGCCUCCAAGGCCAUGGCGGGCUUUGCUGCAGAGGGACAGAAGAAGAGCGCAAGUGCAGCAAAACCACAGAAGACGUUGGAUGCCAGGUCUCACCUCAAAGGAGCAUCCAAAGCCCUCUCUGGAAUCGCAGGGAAGUCCUCUCCUUUUAGCUUUCCCUCUAAACAGCCGGCAGAGAAAGCAAAACCAAAGAGAAACCUCAAAAGCACCUCCCGUCUCUUCCUACGAAUCUCCAAGAAAAAAAAAAACCCGGGUGGUGGUAAACCACUACUGGGAACCAGCAAGCUUUUUGCUGGGUUUGGAGGUAAAUCAGCUGACAAAAAGCCAGGUCUGUCUGGCUUUGGCAUGUUUAAUAAAAAGAGUGAUACUCCAAAAGAAACCACACCACCUAAAAAGACAAUAAAUCUAUCCGGUUUAGGGGCCAAGGGGGGGAAAAUGGCAUCAGAGGCAAAGGGACUGGGAGGGAAGUUCAAAGGCAUGUUUGGGAAAAAGAAAACAGGAUUGGGGUUUAAGACUAAAAGCUGGAUGUUAGGAAGGAUGGCUGCAGCAUCUAACUGGUUGACAGGGAGAUUCCUGAGUACUAAGGGCCAUGGUCAGCUGGGGGCACGAGUAGGAAGACGGGGACAAAAGAAUCUGUCAUUUGCUAACAGGGACACUAGAGGGAGACAGACUCAUUAUUACAAUGAAGCCUAUGAGUAUGAUGAUGAGUAUGGAUAUGAGGAAGAUUACCACAACAGGGAGAGACCUAGAGGCUAUCUGAGACAGCCCAUGGCCUAUGACCCAUAUGACCCUUAUGGAGAGGAACUGGAAUACUAUGACGAUGAUGAGUGGGAAGAUGAAUAUGGUUACUAUGAUGAUGAGGGAAACUUCUAUUAUGAUGAUGAGUUGUACUAUGAGGAUGACGUGGAUUACUACGGUUACCCUUAUGGCUAUUAUGAUGAUGAGUAUGAAGAUUACGAUGGUGAUGAAGGGAUGGAGUAUUACUAUGGUGAAGAUGGAAUGCUGUAUGCAGUGGAACCAGAGCCUUAUGGUUACUAUGGUAAUGCCGUGGAUGGUUUCUAUGACCCAUAUGACCCUGAGCUGUAUGGAGAUUACGUUGACAACAAUAUGGGUUAUGACUAUGGGAUGUCAAACCCAUAUGGCAUGAUGAGUGAUGGUUAUGAUGUUGUUUCCGACCUAUAUAAUGACCCAAUGCUGGGAUAUACAGACCCUGCUGCUAUUUAUAACCCCUAUCAGCAACCUUUCUAUAUGGAUGCUGGGCUGGUUCCAGCUGAGACAGGACAGCUAUAUGGACAGGAGCAGCUGUCUUACCCUCUUGCUGAGCCAUUUUCAGCAGCGCAGUUCAGGGUCCCCAGGCCCCAGGUUAUGCUAUUUGGAAAAGACAGACUAGAGGUGGAAACCCUGCCACCUCCUCCUCCUCUAUAUCCUCAUCCCUCCUCCCCAAUGUUCCCCCCUCCCUCCCCAGCUCUUGACCUCAACAAUCUGGACAUGAUGUCAGAUAUACAAUAUGAGCAGCCUCUUCCAGCAUACCUUCCUGCACAGCCCUAUUACUCCACUGUCAUGAAUCAACAACAAAGCCCCAUUCUUCGUAGACAAGCCCCCUCACCAACAGCAAUGAUGAUUCAACAGGAGCACUUCUCUCUCCCUCAGCCUAUUCAUCCUCCUUUCUCUGUUUCUCUCAGCCACAUGUCGCCAUCUCCCCUACCACCACAAUUGGCCUCCCAAGUGUACCAGCCAUCCUUUCCCCAAGACCCACAAAUGUUACAGAUGGGGUAUAUGUCACCAAUGGUCGCACAAAUACAGCCACCAAUGCCUCCACUGAUGCAUUCACCACUGCAUUCACCAUUGGCCUCACCUAGGCUAGUGCGACGAAUGAGUCCCCUUCCAUCCCCACAGCUGUCACUUAGGCAGGGAUCAGUUAGGGCAAUGGCACCUCCUUCACCCCGCCUCUUACCACAUCACAUGGACUUCCAAACAGGCAUUCAGCCCGACCCCUAUCUCUCCCCUCGCUUACAUAGGAGAGGGCCCUCUCAUCGGGCCUCAAUGGCAGGCCAAAUGUCAACUUCCCAAAGGCGGAGGCCACCCAGCUCACCUGCAUCUCCAUCACACCAGAGGAGAGGGAUGUCAAUUAGAGCUCAGCCAUCCCUGUCUAGAGGACGGGGGGGAGUUGGGUUACGCAGGGCCCCAUCAACUGUACGACCCCAAUCCCCCCUUUCUAGUCCCCUAGCUUCAUCCCGGGGAUCGCUGAGGAAGAGAGCAAGUCCCCCACCUUCCCCAAGACUAUCUUUUAGACAGCAACCCCCUCCUGAUGCUGUGCCUCUGCCAUCUACCAGACCGCAUUUGUUCAAAGGUAGAAAACAAACAUCCAAGUUAAGGCAUUCCCCUUCUCCUCCCCUACCAUCCCCACAAAGACGGAGCCCCCCUCUGCCUGAGAGAUCUCAGUCUCCCCGCCAAACCUUCCGCCCCACCUCCCCCCAUCGUCCUCCCUCUCCCUCCCCAUCACGUGUCACCAGUCGCCCUCUCCCCACCCGGACCUCUACUCGCCGUCUGAGAGGUGGUGCUGGAGGCCGAAGUCAUGUGCCCAUGGGGGCCGUGAAACCCUCUCCAGCUAACCCCUACUCACAGAGACGCAGUAGACAUGGACCACCUGUCACUCAGCAUGUUGCCCCAUUCAGGUCCUCUAUCCAUAGUGGUCCAGCCCCUUCCUCAGGACAGAUGGGGGGUGUAGGUGGAACACCCAUGUUAGCCAGGGCAGGCUCCCGGCCUACAGGUUUAAGGGAAUCAAAGCGAAUUGGUACUCCCCAAGGAGGCUUCCACAGACCUGUAGGUAGGGGGCAGCCGCUAGUCCGUAUGCCCAGAAAUCAGUCCUCUCUUCAAUCUAGGCAGUCAUUCAGAGCACCUCCUCCAGGGCUUCCUGUCUCUCCACAGCCUUCUUUGAAACAUAGUGGCCCUCUUUCUCCCCAGCCAUCAGUGCGUAGGCUGCAGAGUAGACCUCCAUCUCCACAACCACUGCAACGUCGAUCUCCUCUGCCCUCCCGUUCAGCCUCUCCCAAUCACUAUAUGUCUCAUCCACCAUCCCCCUUUCCUCACAGGGCUAUGAGUCCCCAGAGUCUAGGGCCAACAUCUUUUCAACCUCCAGUACCUCACCCCGGUCUUCCUCAUGGUACUCUCCAGCCAUCUCAGAGUAUCACCCAUUAUGACUAUACAAUGAUGGAGCCAGGCCCAUCCCCAAUGCUUACAAAUGCUUUACCAAACCCUCAGGUUGUAGGUGCUGCCUUUCCUCAUUAUCCUCUUCCUUCCUCCAUCCCUUACUCCACCACUGCUUACUCUUCUCCUUUACAAAGACCCUCCUCCCCCCAACCACAGUAUGAAGUCUACCCCCAAAACCUACCUCAACCUGCACCCUCAUCACCUUAUUUGGGACACGCACUCCAGAACCCUUAUCUGCAGAAUGCAAGCUACACAACACCUUUACAGAGAGGCCCUUCCCCUAUACCUGUUGGCCAGGGGGAGAUAUUAGCUGAUGCACAAGUGAGCCAGGAGGGGAGCCCGUAUGCCUCUCUCGGUCUAUCCAAUGCUUUGAUGCAGAACUCCCGCCUGCGUAGUGCCUCCUACUCGUCUCCUCUACAACGCAAUGCCAAUGUCUAUACAAAUGUCUUCUCACCCCCUCAGGAAGCAGCCCUUCCUGCUCCCUCUGUACCCUACUCCUCACACUUGUCUUCAGCUAUGCUUAACUCCCAGCUACGUAAUGCUUCCUAUGCUUCACCCCUUCAGCGACACCUCUCCCCCAUGUCUCCUGCCUCUCCCGCCCCUCCUCCCACCAUACCCCAGCAAGGUUCCUCCUCAUUUCUCUCUGGUGGACUGCGGACCUCUCAAAUCCAGGGAUCCAUGUUAAAGCUUCCUGCUGGCACUUUGAAAAUGUCCCGGGGCCCUGUUGAGUCUCCAAUUACCACUGAUGGUAGUGGUGGGAGGCUGUCACCCUCUGUGCUCUCCAAUGCCCUGCAGAAUCCAAGCCUGCGUCAGGCCACCUAUCGACUACCUGAUGGCUCAUUGGUCACCAGAACUGAACCUUCCCCAGCUCCAUCACCUCUCUCAUCCUCUAUGCUGUCCUCUGCCUUGCUCAAUCCCAGUUUGCGACAGGCCACCUAUCGACUACCUGAUGGCUCAUUGGCUACCAGAUCUGAACCUGCUGAACCUUCCCCAGCUCCAUCACCCCUCUCAUCCUCUAUGCUGUCCUCUGCCUUGCUCAAUCCCAGUUUGCGACAGGCCACCUAUCGACUACCUGAUGGCUCAUUGGUUACCAGAACUGAACCUGCUGAACCUUCCCCAGCUCCAUCACCUCUCUCAUCCUCUAUGCUGUCCUCUGCCUUGCUCAAUCCCAGUUUGCGAAAGGCCACUUAUCGACUACCUGAUGGCACAUUGGUUACCAGAACUGAACCUGCUGAACCUUCCCCAGCUCCAUCACCUCUCUCAUCCUCUAUGCUGUCCUCUGCCUUGCUCAAUCCCAGUUUGCGAAAAGCCACAUAUCGUUUGCCUGAUGGCAGUCUUGUAACCAGGACAGAGCCCACACCUGCACCCUCCCCUUCCAUGCUGUCCUCUGCAUUGUUGAACCCCAAUGUACGUAAAGCCACAUAUAGGCUGCCGGAUGGAACUUUGGUUACAAGAAACGAACCAGCACCUGAGCCUGUCACUCCUUCAUCCUCUAUGCUUUCCUCUGCUCUUCUCAAUCCUAAUGUUCGUAAGGCUUCUUAUCGAUUACCAGAUGGUUCAUUUCUAACACAUCCAGUAGAAGAGAAUGCUGAGAGUGCAAUAUCAUCACCGGGGCUAUCUGGCGCUCUGAUGAAUGCUAACCUGCGUAAGGCAAAGUUUCAGCUCCCAGAAGGAUCAUCAUUGUUUUCACGGAACCAAGCUUCCACCUCUGCCUCCUCCGGUCCUAAUCUUUCCGGUGCAAUGUUAAACACCGACCUCCGAGGUGCCUCCUACAGACUCCCAGGCACAUCACUAUUGAGGCAGCCUGGUUCUGCAGAUCCCGCGGAGUCACGCUCCCUUGACCUUUCCAACGCUCUCAGCAACAAGAACCUCCGAUCUGCCACCUACCGUUUGCCUGACGGAACUCUGAUGACCCGCCCUCAGCCCACUGCUUCACCCCGAACACUUGACCUGUCUAAUGCUUUAUCAAAGAACCCAAACCUUCGUGGGGCAAAUUACCGUCCCCCCGGUGGUAAUAUCAUGUCAAGGCUUGGUGCCCCUAGCACCCCAGAACCUCGCUCACUUAAUCUCUCUGGUGCCCUGCAGAACGCUCACCUUAAGGGGGCCUCUUUCCGCCUACCCUCAUAUGCUGUAGUGUCACCCCAGGUCCAGGGAUCCGGGCCUGGACAGCACUGGGCAGAAGGCUCUGGAGUUGAAGGCUUGGGACUGCAGCAAGAUGUGGAUGUGUGGGGCGCAGAGAGGGUUUUACCUCACGGCACAGUGCAGAACCUCAAUAAGUGGUCCAUGUAUAGAGACGGGGAGCUGCUGGACCCCUACAGCCUGAUGGGACAAGGCCCAGUAGGGCAUGAACCAGGGGAGUGGAAUCUCAGCAGGGAGGGGGAACCACAGGGGCACUGGUAUGACAAGGUAAAAGUUUUGAAUACAUGACUCACACUACAAGUAGACACAAUAGCUAAUGUUGGGUACCAUACUGUAAGUCUUUAUGUUUACGGUGUAAUCUUGCAGUUGCAAGUGUAAUGUUAAAGUGAAAGCCUGGCACAGUAGUGGAUUUUCAGUAAGGGGGAGUAAUGUGGUGAUGUUUUUUGAAAGAGCAGAAUAUAUGAUUAAAAUAGGUGAUGGGCACAUUGAGCAAAUAAGGUCAAAUUUGUAAAGCAUUUUUUGGUGAGAGAAGGGCAAACAAGAUUCGAAUCAUCCGAAAGAGAAAGAAUUUAUAUUUCCAUGUGAGUGUGUGCAUGUAUUAAUGCGUGAACCCUUUGUGCACAGCGCUAUGUGCAUGCAUCAUGUCCUCAUUUCUGAGUGUGU
This is a messenger RNA of Sebastes umbrosus (honeycomb rockfish), 10249 nucleotides long. Its product is annotated as proline-rich protein 36-like. NCBI's taxonomy places the organism in Eukaryota, Metazoa, Chordata, Actinopteri, Perciformes, Sebastidae. The coding region runs from base 3773 to 9874 and encodes 2033 amino acids. The transcript has a single exon. The record is from RefSeq and is a predicted model, not a curated record.